This is a messenger RNA of Monopterus albus (swamp eel), 1995 nucleotides long. RefSeq names its product suppressor of cytokine signaling 9 (gene socs9). NCBI's taxonomy places the organism in Eukaryota, Metazoa, Chordata, Actinopteri, Synbranchiformes, Synbranchidae. The transcript is spliced from 2 exons. The record is from RefSeq and is a predicted model, not a curated record. The coding region runs from base 263 to 1882 and encodes 539 amino acids. Gene Ontology annotation, cellular component: phosphatidylinositol 3-kinase complex. Gene Ontology annotation, molecular function: 1-phosphatidylinositol-3-kinase regulator activity. Gene Ontology annotation, biological process: intracellular signal transduction; phosphatidylinositol phosphate biosynthetic process.
AGGUCAUUUAUUUAGCUGAUGUGACCGAGCCGCCUUUUAAUUCACGUCAUGAGUUUAUCUAUGAAGACACUCGAGCUCUUUUGUCGGGAAACCUGAUAACAAUAGUUAAGGUUGAUUAAAGUCACUGUGGCUACAGUGCAUGUGUAAUGAUAAUGACUGCUCAAACAGAGGAUGUGGAUUAAAAGCUAACUGCAAUUACAAGUCAGCCUUUGGCAGCUGUCUGGAGUGGAGCAGCUGUUGCCAUUUCACCAAAUAAUCCACCAUGUCUUUACCAAAAGAGUCAGGAAACCGAGGGAAAGAUAGAGAGAGGGGGGCCUGUCCUAAGGUGAGACAGAGCCGGUCGGAGGAGAGACGAGAUGCAGGCGGUGAUCAGAAAGGUGGAAAAGGGAAGAAAAAAGGCCUUGCCUCCCAUGCACCAGUAGCUGAACGGCCUGUCAGUGAUGGUUGUGAGUAUGGUGAGCUGUUGAGUGAUUCCGAGACCAGGGACCAAUCUUCCUCUUCUCCUCUGAAGGAGAGCAGGAGAUGGCAGGGUAUGGAAGUCGCCACCUCAUUACUAGGACAGGAACGGGUAAUAACUAAGCGUGCACUGGGAACAGCCAGCUCAGUCAGCGAGUUACCUGCAACCAGUGAAGGGGAUGGCAGAGGGUCGAGCAGCAGUCGCACUCUCCGGCAAAAAAUCCAGGAUGCAAUGGGGCAAUGUUUCCCAAUAAAGACGCACAGUGCAGCAGCACCGGCGCCACCUCUACAGGCUUUUUCAUCAUCAACAGCCUGUGCCUCCUCAAGGCGCAAGAUCCAUCUCAGUGAGCUGAUGCUGGAUGACUGCCCUUUCCCUGUAGGGUCCGAGCUGGCUCAGAAGUGGUAUCUCAUUAAGCAACACACAGCCCCCAUUACCCAGCCUCCCAUGCUUGAUUCUGCAGUUGUGUGCAGUGCCCCGACUUCAGCUAUGGCUGCUGUGGUGGAAGAUGUAGAUGACAGGCUGCGAGAGCGCAGGCGCAUCAGCAUUGAGCAAGGUGUUGAGCCACCACCCAAUGCUGAGAUCCACACAUUUGAGGUGACGGCCCAAAUUAACCCUCUCUACAAACAUGGCCCUAAGCUGGCUCAUGGUAUGAAUGAGUUAGCUGGGGCUGACCGAGCCUCUGUUCAUCAGCAGCAGCUUCUUCUCCAAAGACAGCAGCAGCACCAGCUCCUACUACAGAGCUGUUUGGACACUCUGGAUGAGGUAGUGGCCUCGGCCUCUGUGCACACCUGUGAUAAUAUCUCCGACAGUCUUGACCCAGAUGUUGCAGCGACCAACAUGUCCUCUAGAAGCAUACCUCCUCAAACUGAGCAUUACAAAUCUUAUGAUGGCUACCGCAUUCACACUCAGAUUGAUUACAUUCACUGUUUGGUUCCUGACCUGCUGCAGAUCACCAACCUCCCAUGUUACUGGGGAGUCAUGGACCGCUAUGAGGCAGAGACACUGCUGGAGGGAAAGCCUGAAGGCACCUUCCUGUUGCGUGACUCUGCCCAGGAAGACUACCUCUUCUCUGUCAGUUUCCGCCGCUAUGGCCGUUCAUUGCAUGCUCGCAUUGAGCAGUGGAACCACAAUUUUAGCUUUGAUGUGCAUGACCCCAGUGUCUUCCAUGCUCCCACAGUUACAGGGUUGCUGGAACACUACAAGGACCCCAACUCUUGUAUGUUCUUCGAGCCUUUGCUGUCCAACCCCAUACACCGCACACAGCCCUUCAGCCUACAGCACAUCUGCCGAGCGGUCAUCAGCAGCUGCACCACCUAUGAUGGCAUUAACAUGCUUCCCAUUCCAAAUGCUUUGAAAAAACACCUGAAAGAAUACCACUAUAAGCAGAGAGUACGUGUACGGCGAAUGGACACUUGGUGGGAAUAAGGAACAAAACCAAAUUGACUACAGCAAACUACUAAAGACAUUUAUGCAAGUUUUCCCUAAAUUAACUGAGCAAUGAGUCAUAUUCUCCACAUUAUCGGGCUGUAUUAACCUAC